This is a messenger RNA of Solanum dulcamara, 2580 nucleotides long. RefSeq names its product two-component response regulator ORR26-like. Gene Ontology annotation, molecular function: DNA binding; DNA-binding transcription factor activity. NCBI's taxonomy places the organism in Eukaryota, Viridiplantae, Streptophyta, Magnoliopsida, Solanales, Solanaceae. The record is from RefSeq and is a predicted model, not a curated record. The transcript has 6 exons. Gene Ontology annotation, biological process: phosphorelay signal transduction system; regulation of DNA-templated transcription. The coding region runs from base 787 to 2394 and encodes 535 amino acids. Gene Ontology annotation, cellular component: nucleus.
UUUCUUGGAUUUCACUCUGUGCGUAGAGUGUAUUCAGAUUGUGUGUGAUUUUAGGUGAGAAAAUUGUGUAUAUGAGGAGUGUUCAUGGAAGUUACUGAGACGUGUGAAUUUGGUGAAAAUUGUAUUCUUAUGUAUAUGAAAUAAAUUGGAAUGAAGGGUGAGUGUAUAUUUGGUGUUGUUGGAAUAAUGAAAAAAAAAUGGGAGGGGGGAUCUUCUUGUUGUUCACUGGAAAAGGAAAAUGGGUAGAGGUCUAUGAGUUUGUUGUUGUUGCCGUGUUGUAUAGAGGUCUAUGAGUGUGUUGAUGUAGCCGUGUUGUUGUUGUUAUGUUUUUGUGGAAUUGUAAAAUGGAAUAUGGUUCUUGUUGGUGUUUUACCGGUGAAAUUUUUUCCCCAAAAAUCAUGUGUGCCGCCUAUAUUUUUUGUAUUGUGUGUCUUUGGUGGUGGUGUAUUCCCUUUUGAAAUUAUGGAAGAUCAGUCUCAAGGUCUAAGUAUGGUGUCCUCUCAUAGGAAUGGUAGAACAGGGGGUCCAAUCUUAUUUUUGCCCUUUGAUUUGAGUAAUGGUUUGGGCGAAUUUUAAACGGGAUGGAUUAAUGGGUAUUAUAUUGUGUGAUUUACCAUGGUGGAUGCUGAUGUGGACCGGCCAUAUGGGAAUUUCUUUUCACAUGGCAUGAUUGGUGGCACUACAUUAAAGUGUUGGUAUUUGUGAGAAAAAAUAAAAUAAAUGGAGGACUAGUUUUGAGCCAAAAGACAAUUGGAGGUUAUUACGGUUGGUACAUCUUCAGAAGCAAUGGCAAUGUUCUUCAAAGAAAAGAAAAAAAUUGACGUGAUUAUAAUCAGUGUCCAUUCACCGAACCUGGAUUCUUUUAAACUCUUAGCUCAAGCUAUGGCUUUGGAUAUAGUUUCACUAUUUGUAUGUGAUGAUUACAACGAACUCUUAGCAAAGAAGGCUUUGAAAGAAGGAGCACACCUUUUUUUAAAAAGGCCACUAAAUGAAGAAAUUGUGAAAUACUUGUGGCAAUUUGUAUUGACGGAAAAAAUAGAAAGAGAGAAAGCAAGAAAAGGAUCAGAAGAUGGAGAUAAGAUGAUUGUUGAUGAUGUUGGUAAGAACAAUAGUGAUGGAGUUAAUGAAGAAUUAUAUGGAGAAACAAAUAAUGUGCCUAAUACAAAGGAACAUAGAAAUAAUAUUCAUCAAGUCAAAAACAACAUUGUAUCGAAUGGAAAAUACAAGCAGAGGAGGAAGAACAGUAGAAAAGAUAUAAAAGAGAAUAACAUUAUUAAGCAAAAGGACUGUUUAGAGUGGACUGCAGAUCUUCAUGCGAAAUUCACAGAAAGUUUGCAACAACUUGGUGAAGGAAGAUGUUUUCCGAAGGACAUAGUGGAGAUUAUGAAUGUGCCUAGUCUUACCAGGAUGCAGGUAGCCAGUCAUCUACAGAAAUGUCGUGUCAACAAUUGGAGAUCCCCAGAAGAGCGCAAAUGUAGUCGUCGUCCAUCAGGACAAGGAUCUUUAAGUGGUUCUCAACAAAAACGUAGCAUUAGAAAAUUUGGGACAAUGCCUCGUCUUCAAAAUAAUAUUCCUAAUCAAAUUAAAAGAGGACCAGAGUUUCCAUUUCCAACUCCCAAUACGAACAAUAAUUUUUCUACAGGGGAGAAUUCAAUUCAAGAUAAACUCUAUCCUCUACAAUUUCAGGUUCGACCCCGCUACCUCAACAUUGACAAUUCAUUCAAUAGCCCAUUUUUAUUGGCACAAAAUAAUGUUGGUGGUGUGCUUCAACAACAACAACACAGACCAUUAUUUGGAAUGUUUGGUUCACAAAGACUACAAGGCCCAAUUAUUGGAAACACUAGUUAUAGGUCUGGCUCGGCAUUUAAGAAUUGGAAUCGUCCUAAUCAAAGUGAGUACAACUUGAAACUAAAUGUGGAUCACAAAACAACAUAUUUGGGUAGCAAAAUAAUGUCUGGUACGGGUGUUGGAAAUACGACAAUUAAUGGCUACAACUUGAAUGUCAAUGCGAACAAUGUAAACACAUACCCAGGCAGCACAACGAUAUCUGGUAUUGAUGUUGGAAAUGCGACUAGAAAUGGACUUGGAACAAUAAAUUCUAGUUUUCAGCAAUAUAUUGAUGAACCAAACAUGUCUUUUCCAAGCAAUAUUAUCGCGACAACAUAUAAGAGUGAUAUAGAAGGAAGUGAUUCAAAUGAGAAGGAAGAUUGUGAUGCGUAUUUCAAUUUCAAUAGUAUGAGUUAUCUGUUCCAAAAUCUUGGACCUCCAGGUGCUAACAUACCCAAUGCAUAUGACAGUGAGUUUGAUCAAGUUUAUUCUGAUGAUCAGGUGGUAGCGUCUCCAGGUGUUAAGAUUCCAAGAAUAACAAAUUAUUCUGAUGAAUCGUCAAUAUGAUGAUCCAAUGUUAUCGAGAAUAUAAGUGACAACUCUCAUAAGGGCUGUUUGAAGUUACGAAGUUGUUUUCUCAUGUGGAAAUUACAUUUUUUUUGUUGAGACUAUUUUGUUUCAUAUGACUUGGGUUGUUGCAACUAAUGGUAUUUUGUUUUGUCUUUCAAUGUGAAACUAAUUAUCAGCAUUAAA